AUAAUGGCAAACAAUGCAGGUUGAUUUUUUUUUUCUUUUUUAGAAGAAUUCUCAACAUGUGUUUAGAAGUUGCUUCUGUAGGAGAUAGUUCUUUCUCUGUUUCUUUCCACCUCUCAAAAGAAUGCUCUCUAGAUAAAGAUUUUAGAGUCUCUUCUUCCUCAUACCUUCAGUGGAGUCACUCUAUCACAGCAGUUUAAAAGGAGAGUCAGACCCCAAAGGGAAAUCCUGGCCCCACUGAAACCAGUAGGAAUUUUCCUACGGAUGUCAACGGAGCCAGAUUUUUAAAAAGUUUGUAUUCAUGUUGCUAAUACCAGGGUCAGAGGAGAGUGCUGGUAACACUUCUUUCAGUAGUGUAUAGCAGACUUGGUCCAUAGUGUUAGCACAGGGCUAACAGUGUUCCCACUGAAGUCAGUGUCAAAACUCUCAUAAGUUUCAGUGGGAAUAGAAACAGGCCCUUAACGAUGAAAGCUGGCGUACAGGUACUGGCAGACCGUCAGCAUCACGUUUUCAUUAACAUUACGGUUUCAGAGCAAUGGCCACUAUUCUGUUUUUAAAUUACAAUCUUGUACCUUUCUUUUAAUUCUUAGUUCUACAGUUAUUAUGAAGGAUGUGGUGUUUACAUAGCACAGGGAUGAAGAACUUCCCUCUUUCAGGACCAGCAUAACAUUGAUGUUUUAGAAACAAAAUGGUGACCCUGAGAAGAAGAGUAUUUCCAGCCAGUGGCCAGUAGUUGCGUAACAUGGCUGCCUGCUUUGAGACCUUUUCUGUAGCUACUAGUACCAAAGGAACAGAUGCUGUGCAGAUCGGGAAAGCGUCAAGAGGUUACAAGGUCUCCUCCAUUCCUUAUAAAUACCAGACAAGAAUGAUCCCAAACUCAGAAAAAAAGGGAUUUAAUUCUCAAGCGAAGAGGUUUCAGUAUAACCAGAAUGAAAUUCCAGGCCCAGGAUUCUAUAAUGUCGUUCACCAGUCUGCAGAGAUUAACAGCACCUCACUGUCGAAGAAAGGAACGGGCUACUUUCCUUCCAUGGAUGCUCGUCUCCCACACAACAGAAAACCCAGCUACCCUGCCGCAAAUGCCUACAACCUCUCAUUGGCAUUUCAAUCCAAGCAAGAUUUCAGCACUGGAAACUCCAGCAUGUUUCAGCAACCAAUCGCUAAGAGGAGAGAGCAAACCUCCACCCCAGCGCCCAACCAAUACAACGCCUGUCUAGAUUUCUGCAAGCAAAGGAACAACCUAUGUGCCCGGGCGGUGUUUUUGUCCAAAACGGCAAGAGGAUUAAGCACUGAUAAAACAGAAAAAUGGCCUUCUCCAUGCCAUUACAGAAUCAAUGACUCCCUCGUCAAGAAGUCCCCCAGGAUUCUAGUGUCUUGCUUCAGAUCAAAUACUCAUCGUGAAACAAAGGUGAACACAAUAAGCCCAGGGCCUGCAGCGUAUCAGCUCAGCAACCCCCCUAAAGCAGCAAAGAAGACCCCUUCCAUGCGAAAGCAAAACUUGAAUUUCUCUGCCCCUGCCAUACCACCAGCUAAAAAUCCACCUUUGCCUGGGCCAGGGCAAUAUGAAGUAGUGGACUACGAAGGCCCACCAAAGCAUUACAUCUCUAGUGCUGUAUUUGUCUCAAACACGGGGCGGUGGAGAGGGGACACAGCUCAGCAAGGGAUACCUGGGCCAGGUACUUAUCUGCCAGAAGUACCAGGGAAACAGUCCUUUAUCUACAAUGUUGAUAACAAGUGGAUUCCAGUACUGUAGGCAUCAGAGCCCCCAUAUUUUGGAGAAAUUCUGCAAAGACUGAACCUCAUUCAAAACCAGCCGUGCAGUCGCUAACGCAUGGGCAAGCUAUGGUGUCCCCAGCCCUCGUGCUUUAACUGUCCUUAUAGUCUGGCAUCUGCGACUGGUAUUGUGCACAUAUUGCAAACUGAAAGGUGAUCAUUAGGCUGAAAUUGACCUAAGAUCUUCCAAUUAAGUUGAACAAUUCAUGCAAAUAUUGUUUGAUUCUUUUUUACCCUAUGUAAUUAGUGGUCAUGUAUCUUUGGCACUGAUAAAUUCUGGUCAUAUAUUGGCCAGUCACAUGAAACACAGUAUACUGGCAGUAAUCUAUAUCUUGCUUUUUAUCCCCAGUUGUCUUGGUUGGAACUGCGGUUCCCCUUAUCCUCCAUUUCGACCUCUGGCUUUUAGAAUGCAUGUGUGCUGCUGGAUUAGGUGCACUCUCUCCCUGUAAACACGAAAUAAAUCUAGCUGUGUCCUAGGCCUGACAAUAAU
Gopherus flavomarginatus (Mexican gopher tortoise) is the source of this 2257-nucleotide messenger RNA. RefSeq names its product sperm tail PG-rich repeat containing 1 (gene STPG1). The record is from RefSeq and is a predicted model, not a curated record. Gene Ontology annotation, cellular component: germinal vesicle; female pronucleus; male pronucleus. Bases 740 to 1747 code for a protein of 335 amino acids. Gene Ontology annotation, biological process: epigenetic programing of male pronucleus. Gene Ontology annotation, molecular function: chromatin binding; histone binding. The transcript has 9 exons. Lineage: Eukaryota; Metazoa; Chordata; Testudines; Testudinidae.